Molecule: messenger RNA, 2857 nt
Organism: Elgaria multicarinata webbii
Lineage: Eukaryota; Metazoa; Chordata; Lepidosauria; Squamata; Anguidae
Gene: LPP
Product: LIM domain containing preferred translocation partner in lipoma
Exons: 12
Coding region: 361-2217 (618 amino acids)
Biological process (GO): cell-cell adhesion
Cellular component (GO): focal adhesion; stress fiber
Source: RefSeq, a predicted model, not a curated record
UGACUCAGGGCCUGGUGGAAGCAAGAUUUGAAUUCCUGGAGUCAGGAUACGUCUAUUUUCCCCCUUUCUUUCUCUCUGUCUCUCUCUCUCUCUCUUCCUUUUUUCCUCCGGUUGUGGUCAGUUUUCGAGUUCUCUCGCUCCCGGAGCUGGUUCCAAAUUCGUUCCGCUCUAGGACGCGGCGUCCUCGGGGAGGGAGAGGAGCCGGACUUGAGUCGAUAUAUAUUCUUCAGAUCUUUCCCGGUGACUCAUUUUCCCCAUUGUCAACAUUCAUUCUUGGACAGACGACUCCAGAUACACUCAAGAACUGCCUGUUCCCUUUCGUCUUCCUGGAGCGGAAGCCUGACUACUGAGACCUGAACGAUGUCUCACCCAUCAUGGCUGCCGCCAAAGAACUCCGGAGAUCCCGUCGGCCACGUGACUGCAAGGAUGGAAACGACGCACGCCUUUGGGACCCCCAGUAUUUCGAUCUCCACCCAGCAGACGCCAAAGAAGUUUGCUCCGGUCGUAGCACCUAAACCCAAAUACAAUCCCUACAGGCCAGGAGAAGGAGAAGGUGAUUUCCCGCCUCCUCCUCCUCCUCCUCCUCCGCCGCCGCCGCCACCCUCUGCACAUGACCCAAGGAGCCUUGCGUCAUCCCCCGGUGCCUUUUUGCCACCUCCUCCUCCUCCACCUCCUCCUGACGAAGCCCUUUUCAACGUUCAGGUCAACCCUGGUGGCAAGACGCUGGAAGAAAGGCGCUCCAGUUUGGAUGCAGAAAUCGACUCCUUAACGAGCAUCCUGGCCGACCUGGAAAGUAGCUCACCCUACAAGCCCCGGACUCAACAGGCCUCUGGGAUUCCGGGUGGAUCUCCGAUUGCAACUCCUGCGGUGUCCACACCAGUCACUGGACACAAGCGCAUGGUCAUUCCAAACCAGCCUCCGCUGACCGCCACCAAGAAAUCCGCCUCCAAGCCCGGUUCUCAGCCAUCUCCAAUGCCGGUGACGCCGGUCGGCACCCUGAAACCUCAGCCGAUUCCAGCUUCCUACACCACAGCCUCCACCCCUGCCCGCCCGACCUUCAACGUGCAGGUGAAGUCGGCUCAGCCUGCCCCCCACUUCCAACCACCAGCCCCCCAGUAUAGCAGCGUGGCUCCCAACCAAACACCUCAACCUGCUUCUUCUAUGGGGCCGGCACCCUAUGCUCCACCUCAGCCCCGGGCUCCUGAUUACGGCUACACGCCUCAACCCGCGCAUUACCCGGAGCUGAGUUAUGGUUACGCACCCCCACAAGCUCGCUUCCAAGAGUCUGCCUAUCCAGGAGGCCCGGGUUACGGGGGACGGAACGGCACUGAGGCGGCCUACAUGCCACAAACUGCCUGGAAGCCAGAACCGGUCUACCCUAGCCCUGGCUCGGCAGGCCAGAAUCCCAUGGGGCAGUACCCCUCCUCCAGCACCAAGAAGACCUACAUCACGGACCCAGCCCUAGUGCCUCAGCCGCCUUCGCUGCAACCAAAGAGUGGACACAGUGGUCCCAGCCCUGCCUCAAAUGCACCUUUAUUCAGACCAGAGGAUGAGCUGGAACACUUGACCAAGAAGAUGCUGUAUGACAUGGAAAAUCCUCCUUCAGCAGAGUACUUUGGCCGCUGUGCGCGUUGCGGGGAGAAUGUCGUGGGGGAAGGAACCGGGUGCACAGCGAUGGACCAGGUGUUCCAUGUGGAGUGUUUCACCUGCAUGAUCUGCAGCAGCAAACUCCGGGGCCAGCCCUUCUACGCGGUGGAGAAGAAGGCCUACUGCGAGCCCUGCUACAUCAACACUCUGGAGCAGUGCAGCGUUUGCACCAAGCCCAUCAUGGAACGGAUCCUGCGUGCCACCGGCAAGGCCUACCACCCCCACUGCUUCACGUGCGUGAUAUGCAACCGCAGCCUGGAUGGCAUCCCUUUCACUGUGGACGCCGGCGGCAACAUUCAUUGCAUCGAAGAUUUCCACAGGAAAUUUGCUCCUCGCUGCUCCGUCUGUAAGGAGCCCAUCAUGCCUGCUCAGGGCCAGGAGGAGACGGUCCGCAUCGUGGCCUUAGACCGGGACUUCCACGUCCAGUGCUACCGGUGCGAGGACUGCGGAGGGCUCCUUUCUGAAGGCGACAACCAGGGCUGCUACCCCCUGGAUGGCCACAUCCUCUGCAAGACCUGCAAUUCGGCCCGGAUCCAAGCCCUGACAGCCAAGGCCAGCACCGAUCUCUGAACGCGACCGGGAGCCCUGCACAACCCCGCCCCUCCCGCACAGCUGGAAGGAAGGGCCGUGAGCCAAGGGGGUCUGCUUCCACCCGGGGGCUUCACCACACCUCGUUGUGCCUUGCAAGCUACACUACAGACUCACCUGGAUUGAACAUCUCUUCCCUCUCCCCAAGGGACCCUGGGAAACGCACCUCUGUGAGAGGCACUGUGGCUUUCUUGUUUUACGGAAGAUUCUCGGCACCUUUGUGAAACUUCAGUUCCCAGGACUCGUUGAGGGAUGUCGUGGGUCUCCAACUGGUAUUAAACUAACUGAAGUUUGUAGUGUAGACAUACCAAGAGCCUCAGAGGGCUGACGUCCGCUGAUGCCACGUGCGUCACCUCCUGGCUUUAAAGAGUCAAGAACAGUCUUCCUCAACCUGGUGCUGUCCAGAAGUGUGUGGCUGCAAAUCCCAUCAUCCCCCAGCCAGCAUGGCCAUUGGCUGUGCUGGCUUGGGGGUGAUGGGGGUUGUAGUCCCGACACCGCUGGAAAGGCACCAGGUUGGGGAAGGCCAGUCUAGAGAAUGUUUAUCCCAGUCCUUGGCUUGUCUCUUUCCCCUUCCAGCUAAACCGCCUCUAAAAUCAGAAACCCAUGCGGUACCCCUCUUAUA